GGAGAGGAACGGAGGAUGGGGUUCAUGCUGCGGGUGAGGCUGGCCUCCUUCUUCGCUGGCGCGGCGGCCGCGGCGGCCGGCGGCGGCUACUUCCUCUACAAGGACUACAAGCUCGCCCACGACUCCACCGCCCUCAAGGUGAAAGGUCUCUACGACCACGUGGACGCCCGUUACAAGGCUCUCGACAAGCGACUUGCAGCUUUGGAAGCCCAGAAAAGCGCAGAGUCCUCUCCAGUUGUGGACGCUCCAUCGGAUUAGUCGGCUGUUAUCACGAGGCUUGAGCAUGGAUGAUUUUUAAGUCUGUUUACUUUAACAUGUGUUUUCUUCUCCUUUUAAGGCAAGAGCCCUGUGACUGACAGCGAAAUAAUCUAGCGAACAGUUUUUGUGGUGUGGGAAAGAAUCUUGUUUUGUUGCAUGAGGGGAUACACAGAUCUUUACAGACCACUUAACACUUACCUGUCGCUUAUCCUGGGGAACCUUUUAUACAUGUAAUCUUCUCAAGUUCUCAAGUGUUGGCUGUUAA
Lolium rigidum is the source of this 523-nucleotide messenger RNA. RefSeq lists its product as uncharacterized. The coding region runs from base 16 to 258 and encodes 80 amino acids. The record is from RefSeq and is a predicted model, not a curated record. The transcript is spliced from 2 exons. NCBI's taxonomy places the organism in Eukaryota, Viridiplantae, Streptophyta, Magnoliopsida, Poales, Poaceae.